AUUAAGUUCUGACAAGAGUUUCAGUCGCCCGUUUUAACGUAUCAAAUAAACAAUUUUAAUGUUUUUGAUCGCCGGUUUGCAUCGAAUAGCACUUUCUCUGCACAGCUGCUCUUUUAAAUAGAUCCAGAGUGACGGUUUUCCCCGGAAAAGGGGCACUUUUGACAUGGAGUCUUUUCAGAAAGUGGAGAAGAUCGGAGAGGGAACAUACGGAGUGGUUUAUAAAGCCAAAAAUAAAGUUACAGGAGAAACUGUCGCGCUGAAGAAAAUCCGAUUAGAUACGGAAACUGAAGGUGUUCCCAGCACUGCCAUUCGUGAGAUCUCUCUGCUAAAAGAGCUCAAUCACCCUAACAUAGUCAAGUUGCGUGAUGUGAUACACACUGAAAAUAAACUUUACUUGGUGUUUGAGUUUCUUCACCAAGACCUGAAGAGGUUUAUGGACUCGACGUCUGUCAGUGGCAUAUCCUUGCCACUCGUGAAGAGUUACCUAUUCCAGCUGCUCCAGGGAUUGGCCUUCUGUCACUCCCAUCGGGUUCUUCACAGAGAUCUUAAACCCCAGAAUCUCCUCAUCAACGCUCAGGGCGAGAUCAAACUGGCUGACUUUGGUUUGGCCAGAGCGUUCGGUGUACCUGUGCGGACUUAUACACAUGAGGUUGUAACUUUGUGGUACAGAGCUCCAGAGAUUCUCCUGGGAUGUAAAUAUUAUUCUACAGCUGUUGACAUCUGGAGUUUGGGCUGCAUCUUUGCUGAAAUGAUUACUCGGAGGGCACUGUUUCCUGGAGACUCUGAAAUAGAUCAGCUCUUCCGGAUAUUUCGAACUCUGGGCACUCCUGAUGAGUCUAUAUGGCCUGGAGUUACAUCAAUGCCAGACUACAAACCCUCCUUUCCCAAAUGGGCUCGACAGGACCUGUCUAAAGUGGUGCCCCCCCUUGAUGAAGAUGGCAGAGACCUUCUCGGGCAAAUGUUGACCUAUGAUCCAAACAAGAGGAUCUCGGCAAAGAACGCUCUUGUUCAUCGGUUUUUCCGCGACGUCACCAUGCCAGUGCCUCCUUUACGCCUAUAAAACGAGAUCAACUUUGGCAAGACGGGACUAAAAGUUUCACACAAAACUUUUCUGAAAAUGAUUUCCCAGUUUGGAAAUCGUUCGGUUUUAUAAUCGAUUUGUACGCUCGUUUUCCUAAAGUCACUCUGGGUUUGUUUUAAUCUGAAGAUUAUCCAUUGCAACCUGUCACUGGAAAAAAAACAGCUGUGCUAAUAGUAUGCGUGUGAUUAAAAUGACUCGGAGGAUGUAAAUUUGCAUAAAGCAGACGUGAUGUUACUAACAUAACUUUAGUUCGGAGAUGACAUUCCAUGGUUAUAUUGCUGAUAUAACUUGUGACGUUGUAUUGCUUAUAUCACACAAGUACAUAUCGCAUUGAGCGCUUCGUCUAGCCUUAGACUGAAUGAAACUGUUUAGACUCCCUGUAUCUUUUUGCUGCUUUAUUCCAAGAUUAUAUUAUUAUAAUUAAAGAUUUUAAACCUAAUUUGCUUUUAAAGUUUCCUAAAAAUAGUUCUCUCUGCAUCUUCAUCCAUUAAACUCGUAUAACAUUUGGUUUAUGUUGUUA
Messenger RNA from Danio rerio (zebrafish), 1601 nucleotides. It is a transcript of the gene cdk2, whose product is annotated as cyclin dependent kinase 2. NCBI's taxonomy places the organism in Eukaryota, Metazoa, Chordata, Actinopteri, Cypriniformes, Danionidae. The record is from RefSeq and is marked provisional. Gene Ontology annotation, molecular function: ATP binding; cyclin-dependent protein serine/threonine kinase activity; protein serine/threonine kinase activity. Gene Ontology annotation, biological process: regulation of cell cycle.